AUGAACACGACAAGCAUCACUCAAACCAACUUGGACGGUAUCCUACCAUUAGUGGCUAGAGGUAAAGUUAGAGACAUUUACCAAGUCGAUGAUCAAACUUUGUUGUUCGUCGCUACUGACCGUAUUUCUGCGUACGAUGUCAUCAUGAAGAAUGCAAUUCCAGAAAAGGGUAUCUUGUUGACCAAGUUGUCCGAAUUUUGGUUUGAUUUCUUGAAGGAAGAUGUCCGCAACCAUUUGAAACCAUUAGGUCCAGGUGAAACCAUCUUUGACAAAUUACCUGCAAAGCUUUCAGAAUCUAAGUACAAAGUUCAAUUGGAGGGAAGAUCUUUGUUGGUUCAAAAACACAAAUUAAUCCCAUUAGAAGUCAUCGUUCGUGGAUUUAUCACAGGAUCUGCCUGGAAAGAAUACAAGAAGACCGGUACUGUCCAUGGUUUACCACAGCCAGAAGGUUUACUGGAAUCUCAGGAAUUCCCAUCUCCUAUCUUCACUCCUUCUACUAAAGCAGAACAAGGUGAGCACGACGAAAAUAUUUCUCCGGAACAGGCAGCUCGAUUGGUCGGUCAAGACUUAUGUGACAGAAUCGAGAAGUUGGCUAUAAAAUUGUACACAAAAUGUAAAGACUUUGCCAAAUCAAGAGGUAUAAUCAUCGCUGACACAAAGUUUGAGUUUGGUAUCGAUGAAUCUACUAAUGAAAUAAUCCUUGUGGACGAGGUUUUAACCCCAGAUUCCUCUCGUUUCUGGAACGGUACCAACUUUGAAGUCGGUAAGACUCAAGAUUCUUACGAUAAACAAUUUUUAAGAAAUUGGUUGACUGAUAACAAACUUGCAGGUGUUGACGGUGUUGAAAUGCCUCAAGAUAUUGCAGACCGCACUAGAUCAAAAUACAUCGAGGCCUACGAACAGAUUACAGGUCAAAAGUGGAACAUUUAA
Messenger RNA from Kluyveromyces lactis, 930 nucleotides. RefSeq names its product phosphoribosylaminoimidazolesuccinocarboxamide synthase (gene ADE1). Lineage: Eukaryota; Fungi; Ascomycota; Saccharomycetes; Saccharomycetales; Saccharomycetaceae. The transcript has a single exon. Gene Ontology annotation, molecular function: phosphoribosylaminoimidazolesuccinocarboxamide synthase activity. The record is from RefSeq and is a predicted model, not a curated record. Gene Ontology annotation, biological process: 'de novo' IMP biosynthetic process. The coding region runs from base 1 to 930 and encodes 309 amino acids. Gene Ontology annotation, cellular component: cytoplasm.